CACUCUAUUUCACUUCACUCUUUUCUUCAGCUACGAAAACAGGGCAAGUUCAAGACAAGACAAACCCUUCAUUUUCAGUUCGCUUUUUCGACCGGAGAUGGAAAACAACAACAAUGUCUUGGCGGAGAUGAAGCCUAAGAAGCGUGCUGGACGUAAAAUCUUCAAGGAAACACGUCAUCCGAUCUACAGAGGAGUGCGAAGUAGGAACGGCGACAAAUGGGUUUGCGAAGUCCGAGAACCCAUUCACCAGCGCCGAGUAUGGCUCGGAACUUAUCCUACAGCGGAGAUGGCGGCACGUGCUCACGACGUGGCGGUGCUUGCUCUGCGCGGGAGAUCCGCGUGCUUGAAUUUCUCCGACUCAGCUUGGCGUUUGCCGGCGGCCGAAUCCACCGAUCCGGACACGAUCAGGCGCACGGCUGCUGAAGCGGCAGAGAUGUUUAGGCCUCCAGAGUUUAGUACCGGAAUUACGGUUUUGCCCUCGUCCGGUGGUGGUGAGCUUGACACAGUGGAGGAAGGAGAGGGAGUCGCGGGAAUGAUGAUGAGGCUUGCGGAGGAGCCGUUAAUGUCGCCGCCGAGAGCGUACGUCGACAUGAAUACGAGUGUUUACGUGGAAGAAGAAAUGGGUUACGAAGAGCUGUCACUUUGGAGUUACUAAAUUACGUAUUUAACGAUACGUAUAUUAAUGUAUAUAUGUAUGUAUGUAUGUCUCAUUUGUGAUGACCAAAUGGGUUUAAGAAGAUACUCUCUCGGGAGAUAAAAGGUUGGAAAAGAUUCUCGGAAUCUUUGGUGCUUGUGUUUUAUGUGUCUUUUUUAGUGAACCAAACCUUCGUUAUGAGGUUUUCUUUGCUUUCGUAUGUUUAAAAUAAAUGGGCUUAGAUAAGUAAAGAAGUCCAGUGCAAUGAGUCAUGUUGACUGUAUAUUUUUCUGGUUUACCUCCUCUAGGUACCAAAGUGUAUCAUCAUAAGUAUGUAAUGUUCAAAAAUGUAUUACAAAUUAAUGUAAAAUAAUUUUCAUAUU
Brassica napus (rape) is the source of this 1017-nucleotide messenger RNA. Its product is annotated as dehydration-responsive element-binding protein 1E. Gene Ontology annotation, biological process: regulation of DNA-templated transcription. The record is from RefSeq and is a predicted model, not a curated record. The transcript is spliced from 3 exons. The coding region runs from base 98 to 655 and encodes 185 amino acids. Gene Ontology annotation, molecular function: DNA binding; DNA-binding transcription factor activity. Lineage: Eukaryota; Viridiplantae; Streptophyta; Magnoliopsida; Brassicales; Brassicaceae.